This is a messenger RNA of Heterobasidion irregulare TC 32-1, 741 nucleotides long. It is a transcript of the gene cpx3, whose product is annotated as Chloroperoxidase 3. Lineage: Eukaryota; Fungi; Basidiomycota; Agaricomycetes; Russulales; Bondarzewiaceae. Bases 1 to 741 code for a protein of 246 amino acids. Gene Ontology annotation, molecular function: peroxidase activity. The record is from RefSeq and is a predicted model, not a curated record. The transcript has 2 exons.
AUGACAUCCCUAUCUCCCCACUCACAUGCAAAUGGCACAUGUCCUAUGACGGGCCAGUCCCAUGAAUGGUGCCCAGCACAGGCAGGUGACUCCCGAGCGCCGUGUCCUGCGUUGAACACACUUGCGAAUCAUGGGUAUCUACCCCGUGACGGGCGACGAAUUAGCGCUGCAACAAUCAUACACGCCGUUCAAGAAGGCUACGGUAUUUCCAAGCCUCUUGCGUUCGUUCUGGGCUACGGUGGCCAACUCGUCCUGGGACAGGCGGGAGAGUUCAGUUUGGGAGAUCUAGCACGCCACAAUCGUAUAGAGCACAACGCCUCGCUAGUCCACGACGAUGCCCAAGGUCGUCAUGAAUACGCCCCGAGCGCUCCGGAUGACGUGAUGCUGAAGGCGCUACUAGACGACUCACGCGAUGGAAGGUACAUGACCGCGCGCGAUGUCGCCAGAGCAAGGGUGCGCCGAGAAGCGACGUAUGGCAGUGCGGUGCUGGAUAGCUUCCAUGCCGAGAUCGCAAGGGGGGAGAUGGCCAUCGUUCUGGGAUUAUUCGACGCGAGGAACCCAGGGAAGGGGGAGGAUGGCGUACCAUUAGCCAUGCUAAAGGGAUGGUUGCAUGAUGAAAGAUUGCCGGAGGGAUGGAAGCCAGGCAGGACCACUGGCUUAUGGGAGACCAUCGAACGAUCCGCAGAAAUAAGGAAAGCUAUGGAUGAGAUGAGGAGAAAUGAUAGUACAACUGAUCGCUGA